Cinara cedri is the source of this 4292-nucleotide messenger RNA. The record is from the annotation of a GenBank genome assembly. NCBI's taxonomy places the organism in Eukaryota, Metazoa, Arthropoda, Insecta, Hemiptera, Aphididae.
UAUAUUUUGAAUUUAAUAUUGCGAUGAAAAAUAAAAUCGCAUAAUGUGGCAUAAAUAAUUAAUUCUAUAUCAAAUGGCAAUAUAUUAGUGUAUAGAAACAAAAAAUACACACAUCCUUGACGUCGCGAGAGCUGAGUACUACCUACUGUUAUUGUCGGUAUGCAUACCGAGUCGUUAUUGGAAUACGUACUGGUGAAUUUCCGAUGGGUUUUCGUGGUUUUUUUUCUAUUGCCCUGUACCGUGCUGGGAAAAAUAUGGACCAUCUUCGAACAGAGCACGUGGUCGCGUCGUUCCGGACUUGACCACGCGAAGAACGUCAGACGCAUCCAAUACGCGGUGAGACGAUUUUUUCAUAUUCGACCAAUAAAUAAGCAAAUAAUUAAUUGUUUUUUGAACUAUUAAAAAAAAAAAAAAUAUUUUUUGUUUUUAAAUUCUGAGCAUAGUGAGGAAUAUAUUUAUUUUACUAUGAGGUAUUUUUUUUUCUAUUUGUGAACAAAUUAUCUACAAAAAAUCUUUGCUCCCAAGUAUCAAGUGUAACACUUAGGUUUUUUGUUGUUAUUCGGUUAAACAUUAUUUUUACAAAAUACUUUUAUUGAUCUUUUGUAGACUUGUAGACGUGAUAAAAUUUUCAAAACAUUUUAGCUAUAUUUAGACUAUUUAUAAGUAUUUAAUAUGUUCGUGUUUAUAUAUGUAUUUUUAUUUGAUAGAUGUCUAUUGUAGAAAUUAUAUGACUUGUCCAAAAGUAUUAAAAUUUUAACACAAGGUUCCUUACUUAGUAAUCUAAAGAUAAAUUUGGUUAAUGCUUAGAGUUUUAUAUAUAUGAGCAUUCUAACUGUUUAAAGAGACUGAAAAAAACUGUCAUAAGAUCAAAUUUUGACGAAAUCGAAAAAAUUACGGCAUUUCAAAAUAUGUCUUACCGAAAUUCGCACCGAAUCGUUUUUUGUUAACAAUGGUUUAUCUUUGCGUAUACAAAUAUAAAUUAAAUAAUCUUAUAUAUCCUCACUUCUCAACUUCCCACCUACAACAGUGGCUGCACCCAUCCCCUGUAUCAGCUCAUUUUUUGUUAUUUUUUUGCAGAUUCGACGGAGAAAUAAACAUGCGAACGAUCGACUAAUGUGCACGGCCAGACCCAGCUGGAGAAGUAUGACUAUAGCCAACAUGGCUUACAAGACAUAUAUGUUCAACGUGAACGUUCAUCUAGAUGGAAUAAUUUCGAUCGAUGCUCAAACUCGGGUAUGAAGCGACGGAUUCGCUAAUUUUACUAUAUCAUUUUGUAUUUUAUGAACAACCUGUAUAUUAUUUUUGUAUAAGUUUAAUAAUUUUGCUUGAGAAAUAUAUCACGUUUAUUUGUUCGCAGACGGUCAGAGUGGAACCGGGUAUUACGAUGGGCCGAUUGAUUCCGAUCUUAAUCCAAGAAGGGUGGACAAUACCCGUAGCGUUGGAUAUGAAAGACUUGACAGUCGGUAAUCGCAUUUAGCAUAUUGAUAACAAUUACCAGACUGCAGUAGUAAUAAACGUGUUUCGGCGAUGUAGUUUUGAACAACUCGGUUACUAAUUUAGCGAAUAAAUUGUUUUGACGAUAUUUUUUUACAACUGAAUGCACAUUUUGACAACCGGUUUGUCGGAAUCAGCAUAUAGUUAAGAACUUCGUUUACUCUCUUCGGUUACUAAUUAUCCAUUGCCGGAAAAAUACUUUACAGUAAACAAAACGUUUUGGCGAUAUUUCAACCAAGUAAAAAAUAAAAGCAAAUUUUUAACCAAAAACCAAACCACACCUAAUGAUUUGAAUGUCCUGUAAUAAAAAUCUCUGCACAUUUGUCUACCUCUCUGACUCCAAUAUAUAUAUAUAAGGUUCAUUUAAUUAUUUUACUAUAAUAUUUCAUAUAUAUAUUGUUGACUGUAUACAUCACUAUAUACUGAUUUCCGCUCAGAAUCGUUUUUUUGUAAGCAAUGUUUCAUCGUUGCUUACAGAUAUACAUUAAAUUCUCGUCUGUAUCCUACCUUCCCAACUUCCUACCUACACCAGUGGCUGUACCCAUCCCCAUUGUCUUACCUUUCUUUUUUUAAAUUUAAACUUUAGAAAAAAGACUAAAUUGGUUACAGAUAGGAGACUAUAAAAUUAAUGCCAAAUAGAUAGAAAACGUACAGAGAUUUCGGUUAAAGAACAUAGAAAUUAUUACUAGGUACCAACUGUUUUAUAUUAUAAUGUGUGAUAUUAUUUUUUUUGAAAUAUAAAUAGGCGGUCUUAUUAUGGGCACCGGACUUGAAUCGUCGUCGCAUAAAUUCGGAUUAUUUCACGAGACGUGCACGCGUUAUGAACUGAUUACGGCCAACGGCGAUUUGAUUAAAUGUUCAAAGGUUUUUAAUGAUUUACUUUAUAAGAUAUUAAAGUUGUAAAAUAUUUAUUUAUUGUUAUAUUGUGCAGACGGUAAACCCUGGCGUUUUCGAAUCCGUACCGUUAUCGUACGGUACACUUGGGUUUUUAACAGCCGUGGACAUUCGAAUGAUACCAGCAAAAAAGUACUUGUAUUUACUCAAUCUCUAAUCGAACAACUGUAUUAACUUGUCGAUCCAACGAUAUUAUAUUUUAUGUUUAAAUUAUCUUUUUAGAUUUGUAAAACUCAAGUACACACCGAUUCGUACGUUGGACAAAAUCGAAUCCAAACUCAUAACGGCGACUCACGAUUUGGAAAAUAACGAUUUCGUUGAGCUAUUGAUAUUCAACAAAGACGAAGGCGUUUUGAUGACUGGGAAAAUGACCAACGACGAUAACUCAACGGUAACAAUAAUAUACAACAACAUACAUAUUAUAAUACUAUACGUUCAAUAAUUAUUCGUAAUCGUAAUGUUAACCGGAUUUUACUUAUAUUGUAUUUAGAAUCACGUGAAUCAGAUCGGUCGAUAUUUUAAACCGUGGUUUUUCAAACAUGUCGAAUCGUUGUUGAUAAAGUGGAAAUGUUCAGUAGAACACAUUCCUUUAGAAGAUUACUACUUUAGACACAAUAAAUCUUUGUUUUGGGAAAUUCAAGUAGGUACCUACUCAACAAUAUACUGUUGUAAUAACAGCACAAUUUAUUAAUCCAGUAAUAGUAAUAACUAUCUUAAUUCAAUAUUUUGUACCUAUACCUAUGUAAAUCAAGGACAUAAUACCUUUUGGAAAUCAUCCGAUUUUCCGUUAUCUGUUGGGAUGGUUAAUGCCGGCAAAAGUGGCUUUACUGAAAUUGACGCAAACCGAUGCCAUAAAACAGUUGUACGCCAAACACCAUUUCAUAGAUGACUUUAUCCUACCGAUUUCCGCUUUAAAAAAAUCGGUUGAACAUUUUCACAACAACGUUAACGUAACUAAACCGACGAAAAACACUUUAUCUAUUUACGAGAGUUAAUUAAUAUAUGGUUAAAAUAACAUAACAACUGUUUAGAUCUACCCAAUUUGGGUAUGUCCAACUGUUUUACGUCCGGGCAACGGUCUAAUGUGUUCACGCGAUACGAUAGCCGAAAUGUACGUCGAUAUCGGUUUGUACGGAGAGCCAAAGGUUUCCGAUUAUAAUUCGACAAUAGCCAGGAAUUUAGAAUUGUUCGUACUCGAAUCAAAAGGGUAAAAACAUUCAAAUAUAAUGUUAUAUACUACGACGUUGUAUUCAAAGUUAAAUAUAAUUGACAAUCUAACAAUUAUUAUAUUUUUUUAAAUGUAUAGUUUUAAAAUGUUGUACGGCGGUACGUGUUUGAAUCCCGACGAAUUCAAGAAGAUGUUUGAUCAUAAAUUAUAUGAGCAAAUACGAAAUCGUCUUAAAUGCGAAUCGAACUUUCCCGAAGUAUACGAAAAAGUAAAUAGAAAAGUUAGGAUAUAAUAGCUUUUAUUACUGUGGUAUCUGUGUAUUUCUGAAUGUAAUAUAACAUUUUAUAUGCAAUUAUAAUAAGUGUUUUAGUACAAUAAUGCGCAUUAAAUACGUAUACCUAAUUGUAUUUUUACCUAUCUACCUAAAUAUUAAAUUUAAAGUGAAUUUGUUUGUUGAAAACUAUAAUUAUAUUCACGAUCAAUUUGUCCAUUAUAUAUUUUCAUAAAAAUGUAAAUUUAAUUAUUUCAAAAUGGCCCAAAGUUUGCACGAUCAAAUACACACAUUUGCAUAGUAAUUCGGUAUAUGUUGUUCGGUAAAAUAUACCUAUCAUACUUAGAAUAUUAUUAAGAAAAACCAUGGCCGUAGCAAUCAUACAUUACGCCCGGUGCGAAACUUCAAAAUGCGCCAGUAUGAUCUAUAAAUUCUAAUGAUAACUCAAAGUUAAAAAUGUUCAGA